Staurois parvus is the source of this 477-nucleotide messenger RNA. The record is from the annotation of a GenBank genome assembly. Lineage: Eukaryota; Metazoa; Chordata; Amphibia; Anura; Ranidae.
UGCGCUGUGUCCCUCAGACACAGCGGAUCACGGAAAAAGUCGAAGAUGACGGCUCGGUCAUGUGAUCAGCUGUGUCCAAUCACAGCUCAUCACAUGGGACAUGUGCACUGAUCAGUGUGCCCUGAGGAUCAGUGUGGCCCCAGAAGUGCCAUCUGUCAGUGUCCAUCAGUGCCAGCAGUAAGUGCUCAUCAGUGCCACGUGCCAGUGCCCAUUAGUGCCACAUCAAUGCCACAUAUCAGUGCAUACCAGUGCACAUCAAUGCCACAUAUCAGUGCCCAUCUGAGCUGCCUUUCAAUGUCACCCAUCAGUGCCAGUCAGUGCCACCUAUCAAUGCCACCUAUCAGUGCUGCCAAUCAGUGCCACCUAUCAGUGCCAGUCAGUGUUGCCUAUCAGUGUGCAUCAGUGCCGCCUAUCAGUGCCAGUCAGUGCCAUCUAUCAAUGCCAGUCAGUGCUGCCUAUCAGUGCCGCCUAUCAGUG